AUGAAACCCAACUCCUCGCCACUCAAAAAAAAAAAAAAGAAGAAAAAGGCGAAACCCUCGACUCCAUUUCCUCCCAAAUCCCAAACCCCCAUGGACGAGCUCGCCGGCGACAGCCGCCGCGCCGAUUCGGCGCCUCCGCUUCCGCAUCUCCCCGACGACAUGCUCGUGGAGAUCUUCCUCCGCCUCCCGCCGGAGCCCAUCCACCUCUUCCGCGCCUCCUUCGUCUGCAAGCACUGGCGCGGCCUCGUCCACGACGCCCGCUUCCUCCGCCGUUUCCGCGACUUCCACGGGGGGACGCCUCCCGUCCUCGGCUUCUUCAACAACCAGCCGGUGUCUCCCCUCUUCGCCCCCACCUCCGACGGCUUCGCCGUCCCCGGCGCCGCCACGAUGCGCCACGGCGAGUGGUGGGCCCUCGACUGCCGCCACGGCCGCGCCCUCCUCCUGGACCAACGACACGGAAGGCUCCUCGUCUGGGACCUCAUGAACGGCGACAAGCACUACCUGCCGUUCCCCACGCAGGCCCAUCUGGAGCGCGUUGAGUACAAUGGCGCGGUCCUCUGCGCGGCUGGCCACGCCGAUCACGGCGACUGUCAUUUGUGCCCGUUUCUCGUGGCGUUCGUGUUCAGUCAGCAGAGUGAUUUCAAUACCUCCGCGUGCGUCUACUCGUCCGAGAUAAGCGUUUGGGGUGAGAUCUAUUCGAUCGAAAUUCCAAAUGUAUUAGUUACAUGGGCGCCGACGCCACUGAUUGGAAAUACACUCUACUGGAUGUUGGAUACCUCUGGCGGCGCUAUCAAAAAUGAGUGUUGGAUCGUUGAGUUUGAUUUGGAUGCACACAAUUUGGAUUUAACUGGGGAGAUUCCAUACUACGUGCUCGAUAAGUACAAUAGGCAAAUUGUUCUCAUGCCAGCAGAUGAUGGACGGCUUGGUUUCGCCGGAGUUGACAAAUUCAGUCUCCAUUUGUGGUCAAGUGUAGCUUGUGUUGACGGGAUGGUAACAUGGGCACAUUGCAGAGUCAUUGAUCUGGAGAAUUUUCUUGCACUGGAAGCAGUAGCGGCGUGUCAGUAUGUACCAGAUGCAGUUGGCUAUGCUGAAGAUGCCAAUGUGAUCUUCAUUCGUGUGGAUCCAAACAUCUAUAUGAUUCAUCUCAACACCAUGCAGAUUGAGGAGGUUUCAGAGAAAGGGGCCUAUUGGUUUGUUUUUCCUUACACAAGUUUCUACACUCCAGCAAAAGCUCUUCGCAGUUGUUUUAUUGCCCACGAUUGCCAUCGGUUUAUUGGCUCAUUCUUCUCAUAG
Triticum turgidum subsp. durum (durum wheat) is the source of this 1293-nucleotide messenger RNA. The record is from the annotation of a GenBank genome assembly. NCBI's taxonomy places the organism in Eukaryota, Viridiplantae, Streptophyta, Magnoliopsida, Poales, Poaceae.